AUGAAUUACCUUCUUAUGAUACUUCUCCUUGUGUUUGCCCUGAGUUGCGGUACUAGUACUAGUUCGACGACACCCCAAGGGAAUGACAGUGGUUUUCAGCGUCCGGCGUUAUAUAUUCUAGGGGAUUCAUUGGUUGAUGUUGGUAACAAUAACUACAUUCAUUUUACCAUUACUAAAAACAAUUUCCAUCCUUACGGAAUUGAUUUCCCACGAGGAAAAAUUUCUACUGGACGUUAUUCCAAUGGAAGAACAGUCAUUGACAUAAUAGGAGAAACGUUUGGUUUGGAAGACUAUAUUCCUCCUUACAUGGAUCCAACAACAGUUGGAGAUGUCGUUCUUCGCGGAGUUAAUUAUGCGUCUGGUGGUGGUGGAAUUCUUAAUGAAACUGGCGCUAUCUUAGGAAAUCGAAUCAACAUGGAUGCACAGCUCGAUAACUUCGCAAAUACAAGGAACUAUAUAAUCUCUAUGUUCGGUGACCAUGAUGCGAAUGAAUUUCUUGCGAAAGCUCUUUUCAUCGUGGUAAUGGGUUCUAAUGAUUUCAUUGACAACUAUUUCAUUCCAUUUCUCUCAAUACCGGAGCAGAAGUUGCUGACCCCGACAAUGUUUGUUGAUAUAUUGAUCUUAAGAUUCAGACUCCAACUAACAAGACUGCAUGAAAUGGGUGCAAGAAAGAUUGCUGUGGCCAACGUUGGACCUGUUGGUUGCAUCCCAUUAGAAAGACGUAUAAAUGGAAUUUUGAAUAAAACAGAAUGGCAUACGAAAAGUGAUUCGUGCAUUAAUGAAAUGAAUGAUGCAGUGAUGUACUUCAACAAGAAAUUGAAUAGCCUGGUCAUGGAGUUGAACUCAAAAUUUGUUGAAUCCAAAUUCCUAAAUGUAGAUAUCUACGGCCUUUUUACCCAUGUUAUCGACAACUAUCAAUCUUACGGCUUUGAGAAUUAUAAAGAUUCAUGUUGCCAAACACUUCCCGGUCCAUUACGAGGUUUGUUACCGUGCAAUCCAAUAGGAAAGGUUUGUGAAGACCGAUCCAAGUAUGUGUUUUGGGAUGAGGCUCAUCCAACUGAUGCUACUUACUCCGUUUUUGCAAAGAAGUUGCUCGAGCGCAAUUCUAAAUAUGUAUACCCAUAUAGUAUUCAACAAGUCUACUACACGUGAGCCAUGCAUUGGUUCACUAAUUGCAGUACUCUAGAUGGCAAGUAGCU
Papaver somniferum (opium poppy) is the source of this 1199-nucleotide messenger RNA. RefSeq names its product GDSL esterase/lipase At4g16230-like. Gene Ontology annotation, molecular function: hydrolase activity, acting on ester bonds. The coding region runs from base 1 to 1152 and encodes 383 amino acids. The record is from RefSeq and is a predicted model, not a curated record. Lineage: Eukaryota; Viridiplantae; Streptophyta; Magnoliopsida; Ranunculales; Papaveraceae. The transcript has 5 exons.